Molecule: messenger RNA, 1999 nt
Organism: Ruditapes philippinarum (Manila clam)
Lineage: Eukaryota; Metazoa; Mollusca; Bivalvia; Venerida; Veneridae
Product: GPALPP motifs-containing protein 1-like
Exons: 6
Coding region: 97-1167 (356 amino acids)
Source: RefSeq, a predicted model, not a curated record
GCUUUUUUUAAGUUUUGAAAGCGUUUGUGUAAUUGAGACUGAUUUGAAACAAAAUUAAAAACUAUUUGCUAUUUAUGUGUGCUUUGUCAGGCCAAAAUGUCAAGUACCGAAGAUAUUUAUGGACCUUCUUUACCACCAGGUAUGCAGCAAGCUUCCAAUGACAGUGAUGAUGAUGACGACCAAUAUGGACCGAGUUUACCUCCUGCCAGCACCAAACCUACCUCUAACAGCCCACAUUCAACUGCACCAUCCACCUGUAAACAACAAAAAAGUGCUAAAGUUAUAGGCCCUGUUUUGCCAUCAAAUUUUCCUCAUUCAUCCAAGUAUAGUUCAGACUCAGAUUCAGACUCAAAAUCAUCAUCAUCAUCAUCUUCAGACAGUGAUUCAAAUUGUAGGCAUAGAAAGAAAAUAAAGCGAUCACAUGUAUCCGAAAGGGCAAAAGACAUUUCAUCAUCACAGACUGUACCACUGGAUAAAAACACUAGAGAACUAGGUGCUUCGCUACCUCAAAGUGAUAGCAAUAUGCAGAAAGAUAGUGAAGGAAGUGAUGAUGAUGAAGUAAUAGGACCAAGUUUAGGUCUGCAGGCUUCACAAGAUGACCUUUCUGCAGUGAAUGAGUUUGAAGCUAGAGCUAUGAAAAUGAAACAGAAAUUAACAGCAACCACAACAACAGAUGAGGCUGAAGUACCGAAACAGAGAGAAAGUUGGAUGACAGAAUUACCAGAGCAGAUGGGUGCUAGUUUUGGUUUGAGCAACAGACAGUUUAGAGCGAGAGAUGCCCCCGAACAAGAUUCGAGCUGGACAGAGGCACCACAUGAGAAGGGCAAGAAAAAUAAGGAUGACAAGAACAAGAAGAAGGACAGGAAUCAUCAUUUCAAGAGUGACAAAGACAAACAAGCAACAAAAGAAAUUGAAGCAUAUAAUAAAAAACAUCGCCCAGAGUCUCUGCUGGACAUGCACAAGAAGGAAUUGAAGAAGAAAAAGAAAAAGGAAGAGAAAAAGAAAAAGAAGAAGAAAGAUAAAGGUGAGGAGAGGCGACCUUUUGACCGUGACCUUGAUCUCAAAGUGAACAGAUUUGACAAUGCUCAGAAACAAGCUUACAUUAAACGAUCUCGAGAGUUGGGUUCGCGGUUUCAGUCCGGUGGCACCGGAACUUCAUUUUUAUGAAUGGUCUCAUUUUGGUGGUUAAUACAGCAUUAUGAAAAAGAUGAGCUCACCAGGAAAGUAUUGUGUUUUUCCUGAAACUUGAAGUAGACUUGAGAGUGCUUGAAAUAAUUUUCCAGUUGUUUUUUGGUUUAUAAAUUUGAAGUAAAUGUGUUCAAGUUUAGUAACAAAAACAAUAGAUAAUCAUUGGGUGUAUUUCAAACAAAUAUCAAGUUGGAUUUUUUUAAAGGUACUUUGUUAGAAGAUGAUUUUUUGUAGAAUGCAAUUACAUUAAAAUUAUAAAGGAACAUAAUCUGUUACUGUUUGUUUAUAUGAUAUAUAAUUUUAAGAUCUGUUAUUUCAUCUGGUAUUUCAUCACUGCAAAUGCAUGAUUUGUUAAAAUUUCAAGCUUAGUUUGUCACAAUAUUUAAAAGUUUGAUAAUAUUAUUAAUGUCUUCAUCAUGUUUGAAAGUUUCCCCAUGACUUCAUAUGAUAUACAUGUAACAAGAAAUAUUUUUACUAUUUAUGAUAUGAAAUAAAUGUAUUUGUAAAAAUAAUGAUUUUGUUAACGGUAAUUAAGUGAACGCAUUGGUGAUUGACUAUAAAUUUUUGUAUCUCAGAGUUCAACUUAUUUACAUGUAUUUAUUUUACUUUCCUUGGAUUUUAUGCCACACCAGGCUUUAUAUUAAAAAAAUCAGAGCUAUGCAAAUCAACUUCUCAAAAGUCAGCAAGUAAGGAGUUUAAAAACACAAGACCAUCUGCACUCGUUCCCAGUUACCAUUUACAAUGUAUAAAGAAAGGAAGCAAUCUUUAAUAAACUGGGACUUUUAUGUUCAUGUAUAAAUGAUGCCUUAGU